AUGAUUAGUGGAGUGAGAUCUCUGUUCCAGAAUCCGGAGUUGUGUUCCGAAUUGUGCCUCACGAUUAAUGGAGUGAUUUACAAAGCCGCUGUGGCCAGUAUCCCGAUCGAUACAUCGCUCAACACCUUCAUUCGGCGACACGCGAAUCUGCGCGGGACGAAGUUCAUGUGCCUGGAGGGCGGAUGCGGAGUUUGCAUAGUCACCAUCCGGGGCAUUCACCCGACCACCAGACAGCCCUUCAUCUUGUCCGUGAACUCCUGCCUCCUGCCCGUCUACUCCUGUCACGGCCUCGAAGUGAUCACUGUCGAGGCGCUGGGCAGUCGCAAGGCUGGAUACCAUCCGAUCCAGUCACGCUUGGCCGCUCUCAAUGGAAGCCAGUGCGGCUUCUGCACUCCGGGAAUGGUCAUGAGCAUGUUCAGUCUCGUGGAGUCGGAGAGGGGCCAACUAACCAUGGCCGAGGUGGAGAACGCCUUCGGCGGGAACUUGUGCCGCUGCACGGGUUACAGGCCGAUCCUGGACGCCUUCAAGACUGUGGCUUCGGACGCCACGCAGCGCCUCCGGGAUUUGGUGUGCGACAUCGAGGACAUGCCGAAAUUCUGUCCGAAGAUGGCCUCCCACAGGAGCCCAUUCGAUCCCAUUGACGAGAAGAGACUCUUCUUCAAGUGCAAGAGCGGCCGGGAGUGGCACAAGGCAUACAACCUCGCCACCCUCUUCACAGUCAUGCGCCAGAGCCGCCACAAGCAGUACAUGCUGGUGGCGGGAAACACCGCGCACGGCGUGUACAGAAGGGACCCCAACAUCGAGCUCUUCAUCGACAUCUCGUCCAUCGAGGCGCUGAGGACCCACACUGUCGGCGGCUACAUUGAGAUGGGAGGCAACAUGACGUUGACGGAAACGAUGAUCUUCCUCAGAAGAGCCGCCUUUGGACGCCCUCAGUUCGGGUACGUCCACGAACUCGUCAGGCAUCUGGACUUGGUGGCCCACGUCGCCGUUAGAAACAUCGGAACUCUGGCUGGAAAUCUGAUGAUCAAGCAUGAACAUCCCGACUUUCCAUCCGAUGUCUUCCUCAUCCUCGAAACUGUGGGCGCAAUGCUGAUCAUCGCUGAGAAUGUCGGCAGAACGAGAUCGGUUUCCGUGGCAAACUUCCUCAAGAUGGACAUGAAGAGGAGGAUCAUCCUCAAAAUCAGACUUCCGGCCAUGGAUCCCGUCCGAGACAUUCUCCGAACCUUCAAGAUCAUGCCGAGGGCGCAAAACUCUCACGCUUACGUGAAUGCUGGCUUCCUAUUCAAAUUCACCGAGAGCCGAAGGCGAGUGUUGAGCGCCAAGAUCUGCUACGGAGGAAUCCAUCCCCGAUUCGUGCACGCCGCAACCACAGAACAACUCCUGCAAGGAGCGGAUAUCUUCGACAACGACGUCCUGCAGAGAGCCUUGCAAUCUCUGGACCAGGAAAUCCAACCGGACUCCUCCAUAAAUGAACCUCUUCCGGAAUUCAGGAAAAUCCUCGCCCUGGGAUUGUUUUACAAGGCAGUCUUGAGUGUUGGGCCUCAGGAGAGGAUUCAAGAGCAGUACAGGAGUGGCGGCACGACUAUUGAAAGACCGGUGUCUUCGGGAAUACAGCAAUACACAUCCAACUCAGAGAACUAUCCUCUAACUCAGCCAUUGCCCAAAGACACAGCUCUGGAACAGACUGCCGGAGAAGCUGUUUAUGUGAACGAUAUGGCUCACUUACCGGAUGAUCUCUGGGCAACCUUCGUCAUAGCCACGCAAACGAACUCCCGAAUUAGCUAUAUAGAUCCUUCCGUUGCCCUUAAAAUUCCCGGCGUCAUAGCGUUCUUCCGUGCAUCUGACAUUCCUGGAGUCAAUAAUUGCAUGAGCAGAAAGCAUCUUCAAGCGGAAAUUGAAGAAGAAAUAUUCGCCAGUAGUGAAAUUCUCUAUCAUGCUCAACCAGUUGGCAUGAUUGUGGCCGAAAGUUUCGAUAUCGCUCAAUUGGCAUCGAAAAAAGUGAAGAUAAUUUACGAGAGAUCAACAACUGACCAAAUCUUUCUCACGCCAACUGAUGUCUUGGAGGCCAACGAAGAGGAUCGCAUUGAACGAAAUUCUGCAGUUCUUGGAGAACAGAACGACGAUGAAGUCGAAGGCGAACACACCAUUACUGGAAGAUUUGUCUUGGGUUCUCAAUACCACUUUCACAUGGAGGCGCAAACAGUGAUUUGCACUCCGUCUGAGCAAGGACUCGAUGUCUAUGCUGCCUCUCAAUGGAUGGAUUUGUGCCAGACAGCAAUAGCUCAAUGCUUGGGCAUUCAUGAAAGUAGGAUUAAGAUGGAAGUGAGACGCUUGGGAGGUGGUUUUGGCGGGAAAAUAUAUCGAGUGACUCCAGUUGCAUGUGCAGCAGCAAUUGCUGCAUUUCGUCUGAAUAGAACUGUGAGAUUCGUCAUGACAAUUGAACAAAAUAUGAUGUCGCUUGGAAAGAGAUAUUAUGUUGAGUCAGAAUACGAAGUUGUGACUGAUGCAAAUGGACAAAUCUUGAAAUUAGAGAACACAAUUUACGAAGAUUUAGGAUGUAACUUCAACGAAAAUAUUCCUGGAGUCGUUCUUCCUAACUUUUCCAAUGGUUAUGUAACGGAUAAUUGGUAUUGGCAAUAUCACAUAGUUAGAACACAUAAACCCAGUAAUACCAUGGUAAGAAGUCCUGGAACUUUAGAAUUCACAUCAAUGAUUGAGAAUAUUAUGCAGCACAUCGCUGCUGUCACGGGUCAGGAUCCCAUUGAUGUCAGGCUCGCUAACAUGCCUGAAGACACUCAGAGAAGGCAAUUUAUAUCAGAUUUCAGGACAUCAACCAACUAUAAUACCCGAAAAACCGAAAUCGAUGAAUUCAACACUCAAAAUCGUUGGAAGAAACGAGGAAUCGCCAUGGUUCCUAUGAAUUACAGGAUCCAUUGGCUUGGUAUCAGGUAUGCCUUGGUAUCGAUACAUCAUGGCGAUGGAAGUGUGACGGUUACUCACGGCGGAACAGAAAUGGGCCAAGGCAUAAAUACUAAAGUGGCUCAAGCAACAGCUCAUCUGUUAGGCAUAGAUUACAACUUAGUAAAAGUAAUGCCAAGCCUUAAUUAUGUUUCACCCAAUACCAUGUACACCGCUGCAAGUAUAACAACCGCAAGUGUUAUUUAUGCAAUUCAACAAGCUUGUCAGACUCUCAAUGAUCGAAUUAAUCCAAUCAGAGACGAUAAUUCGGAUCUUGAGUGGCCGGAACUCAUUCAAAGAUGCUUCGAACAAGAUGUGGAUUUGACUGCUUCCUACAUGUUCAAGCAUUCUGAAAUGGAAGCUUUCCACGUCUUUGGAAUAUCAUGUGCUGAGAUUGAAUUGGAUGUUCUCACGGGAAAUUUCCUCAUCCGCCGUGUGGAUAUUCUUCAAGACACGGGCGAGAGUGUAAAUCCACUCCUCGACGUGGGCCAAAUCGAGGGCGGUUUCGUCUUUGGGCUUGGUUAUUGGCUCCACGAAAAGCUCAUUUACAACGAUCGCAACGGGAAGCUGAUGACUAACAGAACGUGGAACUAUAAAAUCCCCGGAGCCAAGGACAUUCCAGUGGAUUUCAGAGUGGCUUUCAUCCAGGAUCACAAUCCAGAUGAGGGUGUUUUGCGCGCUAAGCCAACUGGAGAGCCCACAACUGCCCUGGCCAUUGUGGUACCUUUCGCCAUCCGUUAUGCUCUAAAUUCAGCACGAUCGGACGCCGGAUACACGGACCCGUGGUUUAAUAUGGGCGCUCCUAGCACUAUCGAGGAAAUUCUCCUGCUCGCUGGGAACAGCACUCAAAAUUUUCAAGUAUAAAACGAUUUAAAUUAUAUCUGACUUCUUAAAAAAUACAUUUAAUAACAAUU
This is a messenger RNA of Phlebotomus argentipes, 3875 nucleotides long. Its product is annotated as xanthine dehydrogenase/oxidase-like. The transcript is spliced from 5 exons. Lineage: Eukaryota; Metazoa; Arthropoda; Insecta; Diptera; Psychodidae. Bases 1 to 3825 code for a protein of 1274 amino acids. The record is from RefSeq and is a predicted model, not a curated record. Gene Ontology annotation, molecular function: 2 iron, 2 sulfur cluster binding; FAD binding; oxidoreductase activity.